This is a messenger RNA of Beta vulgaris subsp. vulgaris (sugar beet), 681 nucleotides long. RefSeq lists its product as uncharacterized. Bases 1 to 681 code for a protein of 226 amino acids. The record is from RefSeq and is a predicted model, not a curated record. NCBI's taxonomy places the organism in Eukaryota, Viridiplantae, Streptophyta, Magnoliopsida, Caryophyllales, Amaranthaceae. The transcript has a single exon.
AUGCCCCCAAACGCUCCCAACAUCCCCCCUCCCCCUGGGGAGAAUGAUCCCCUUCCUCGUUUCGCAAAAAAGCCUAAACGAAAAAUCACCAAUCUAAUCUUCAACCAUGAAUCAACAAAGGAUAAUAGUGUAGUGGAGUCUCCGGCCAUGGUUACCCAGAUUCCACCUAAACCAAUCUCUUUCCGCGACAUGGUUACUUCUAGUCAGAUGCAAGGAUUCAUCACUCCAGCCAUGAAUUUUGAAGAUGAUGAUGCCGAUCUGUCUGAUGAUGAUGAACUUUCAGAAGGCAUGAUUGAUGACCCUAACUGCCCUAUCAUACUUCUGUCUAAGAAGGAAAAAAAAAGACUCUGUCACCCAUGGAAACAUGCCUUAAUCAUUAAGAUGUUUAAUGGCAAAAUUGGUUAUAUGUCCUUGAUCAAACGAUUGAAAAAGAAAUGGGAAUUGAAGGGAGGCCUCACUCUCACGGACAUAGGGCAUGAUUAUUUCAUUGCUCGUUUUUCACUUUUGGAUGAUUACAACCAUGUACUCACACAGGGACCCUGGAUGUUUGAUGACAACUAUCUAACCAUACGGAAAUGGAUCCCUAAUUUUUUCCCAGAUGACACACCCAUGCGCUUCUUAACUGCAUGGGUUCGUAUCCCACACCUCUCCGUGGAAUAUUUUGACAAGGAGUUUCUUUAA